UUGACCAUGGCUGAUCUGAGCCGGUUGGCCAGACAGAGUUAAAGGAAGUGAGGUGCACUUCCUGUGUUAUUAUCUCUACCCACUAAUCUCCUAAUUUUGCCAGUUAGUAAACGUUAGCAUAAAUAUUUAAAAGCUUUGGCGUUAUUGCAUAAUAUACAACGCACACUAAAUAGACGAACUCCUAAUGGUGACUAUAUGAAGAUGAAAUCUGCCAAGAAGUCUUUGCGAAACAAAGCAAAGAGAGGAGAGAAACAACACGAUAUGGUCGUAGUUAAAACUGAAUCUGAAUUAGUGGAAGACUCUCGUGAAGUUUACACUAAUGGAGAUGGUCUCAACAUCCAAAUCAAGGAGGAACCACAUUCACAGGAGAUCAGUGAGCAACACAAUGGAGACGCAUCAAGCUGUUUAGACGCUAAGCCUGACACUGUGGCAUCCAGGUCAGAUGUUCACCAUCAACAGGCACACAUAAAGGAAGAGUGUGACUCUGAUCAUCAGCCAGAAUGUGAAUUCCCUGAAGCUGCUGUCAAGGAGGAGUCGGAGUCAGGGAUUAAAGAGGAGAGAGACGGUGAAGAAGAGGCAGAGGAGGGAGAGGGGAUCUGCACAGAGUCAACGUCUGAGUUCUUUCCAUGUCCUCACUGCACUGUCUCCUUUACUGACUUGGAGUUCUUGGAGAAGCAUGUCAAGUGGGUCCAUCAGAAACAGUAUCUUGCCAAGCUGAAAAAAUGCCUCUCAAGCCGCACACUAAACCUCAUCCCCAAACACACCUGCACUGUCUGCAGCAGCACCUUUAACUCUAAAGUACACCUUAGGGUCCAUGUAGGUGAAGCCCACCCUUCCGCCCCUCCCCGCAGACUCCACCCCUGUCCAACCUGUGCACGCAGCUUCCAGUACCUGAAGAAUCUGAAGAAUCACUGUCAGCGAUGGCACAACAUGUCUGUGGUCACCAGAGGAGGGCAUCUCAGCUGCGCUGACUGUGGGAAGAGUUUCAAAGCUACCUGGGGUCAAGGGCCUCAUUUGUGUCAUGAACCGGAUAACACAGAACCUGAGGAUAAGCCAAUCUGUCUGGACACUGGUGUGCAGUGUUCUGAAUGUGGCAAGAAGCUACGCACGCCUCAAAGCCUGGAGGAUCACAUGCGCACCCACACAGGUGACCGGCCGUUUGUCUGCAAGGAUUGUGGCAGGAGGUUCGUGGAGCGCAGCGGUUGGCGGCAACACAUGAAAAUACACACUGGGGAGAAGCAAUACAAAUGUCAGGUGUGCGGGAAGGCCUUUUUAAGAUCACACCACCUCAAGUGCCACUUAACCACACACUCCGGCAAGAAGGAAUAUUCUUGUUCUGAAUGUGGAAAGGAGUUUGGAUUCAAGUCAAGUCUGGAUCUGCACCUGAGGACGCAUUCCAGUGACAAGCCCUUCCACUGCAAUGUGUGCGGGAAGAACUUUAACACCCAGAGAAACCUGAGGGUUCACACCAAACUCCACACCAAUGAGAAAGCUCACCAGUGCGGGGACUGUGGGCUGAAGAUUGGAGAUCUCGGAGCUUUGAAAAUACACCUGCGGACACACACUGGAGAAAGGCCUUACCACUGCACUGUCUGCGGCAAGAGGUUCAUUCGCCUUGCACAUCUGCGAAACCACCAACGCACCCACACUGGUGAGAGACCCUACCAAUGCACUGAAUGCGACAAGAGUUUCACUCAGUCCGGCGACCUGGUGAAGCAUAAGAGGAUACACUCUGGGGAAAAGCCCUUUGAAUGCCCAGACUGCCACCGCCGUUACACCUCCUCUGGUGAUCUUGGCAAGCACAGAAGGAGUCACACUAACCUGCGUCCCUACACAUGUCAAGAAUGCGGAAAAAGCUUUCGCUUGUCAGGCCAUUUGAAAACUCACAUGUUAACUCACACAGGGGAGAAGCCAUAUUCCUGCCCCAACUGCCUCCGCAGGUUUGCUCGCUCUCACCAUCUUUCUGGGCACGUGGCUAAAUGUCGCUGAGCUUUCUUGAGAGGACUGUAAAUAUGCUAAGUUGAUUUCAUGUAGUAACUUUUGGAGCUGUAUACGGUCUACUGUUAGAUUUUUUUAAUGAAUGUGUUAAUUUCAAAACUAGUAUCUGUAUAUAAUUAUUUAUAUGAACUUUCCUUAACCCUCUUGACUCAGAUGACUGUUUUAACUUAUUAUAAAAAGUUAUUUGAGCACAUGAUUCGUGUUUGAUAUUGCAUGGAACUUGAUUUUUCCAGGGUAGGUAAACUGGUUUUACAGACACUAUUACAAUGGAGUUUUGAGGACAUGAUAUGAGGCAGAGUUCAGUGGGACAUGCAGAUAAUGUGUUGUUCAUUUUCUCCACAAAUCAUGUAUUAUUUGUGAAAAUGUAAUAAAUUAUUUGAUGAAUGCAUGAA
Siniperca chuatsi (mandarin fish) is the source of this 2390-nucleotide messenger RNA. Its product is annotated as oocyte zinc finger protein XlCOF6. Gene Ontology annotation, molecular function: RNA polymerase II cis-regulatory region sequence-specific DNA binding; DNA-binding transcription activator activity, RNA polymerase II-specific. The record is from RefSeq and is a predicted model, not a curated record. NCBI's taxonomy places the organism in Eukaryota, Metazoa, Chordata, Actinopteri, Centrarchiformes, Sinipercidae. Bases 196 to 1989 code for a protein of 597 amino acids. Gene Ontology annotation, cellular component: nucleus. Gene Ontology annotation, biological process: regulation of transcription by RNA polymerase II. The transcript has 3 exons.